AUGGCGCUCAGCACCCGCCUUGCUUUGCGCCUCCAGCCUGCCCUGGCAGCUCUGCACCGGGCAGCCCCCGGACAAUGCCGGGGGCUCAGCACCCCCUCAGGACCAGGGCACACACUCGACCUCAGGGGCAUCUUCCCGCCCCUCGCCACCCCCUUCUCACCCACGCAGGAGGUGGACUAUGCCCGGCUGGAGGGGAACCUGCACCGCUACGCCAGCAUCCCCUUCCGAGGGCUGGUGGUGCUGGGCUCCAACGGGGAGUACCCCUACUUGUGCUACUACCGGGGGGCCAUGACCAGCGCUGCCCUGAUCCGGCACUACACGGAGGUCGCCGAUGCAUCCCCCAUCCCCGUGGUGCUCUACAGUGUCCCUGCCAACACAGGCCUGGACCUGCCCCUGGAGGCUGUCCUCACCCUGGCUCAGCACCCCAACAUCCUCGGGAUCAAGGACAGCGGUGGGGAC
Messenger RNA from Fulmarus glacialis (Northern fulmar), 459 nucleotides. RefSeq names its product 4-hydroxy-2-oxoglutarate aldolase 1 (gene HOGA1). Lineage: Eukaryota; Metazoa; Chordata; Aves; Procellariiformes; Procellariidae. Gene Ontology annotation, molecular function: N-acetylneuraminate lyase activity; 4-hydroxy-tetrahydrodipicolinate synthase activity. The transcript is spliced from 4 exons. The record is from RefSeq and is a predicted model, not a curated record. Gene Ontology annotation, biological process: N-acetylneuraminate catabolic process. The annotation marks the transcript as partial.